UCUCGGCUCUACCAUGGUAGAUUGCUUUAAUUUGCGGUGGUCCAGGUCUGGCUCGCUCUGGUCCCGUGGCCACGAUCCCUCGCAGGCGCCAGUUUUGGAUAUUGAGAAAGUCAGAGCUUCUGAAAGAACACUUGUAGUUGCUGAUCUUCCAUUUCACGAUUCCAAUGAUAAGGCGCUGACCACUUUAGUGAAGAGUUACUUCCAAGACCUUGUACAUGAAAGUAGAGCUGUUGAAGCUGUGAUAUAUCCAACAAGUACCAAAGGAGUUGCGUAUGUAAUAUUCAGAGAAAAAAAAGUUGCUGAGAAUAUCAGACAAGGGAAACACUAUCUAACAAAGAAAAAGGGAGAAGCUCACUUCACUGUCUGGCAUUUUAGUGAAAAGGUCUUUAGUUGUGUGAGAGCCACCCUGGACCUUUCUGUCUUUGGGAGCCAUGACAGGCUGGAAAGUCUGGUGAGGGGCCUGCAACAGAAGAUUCCAACUUUAUGCUUCAGUAGUCUGCAGAGAAGUGGAAAGGUCGCCGUUCAAGGAUCAUUCCUGGCUUUCAAGAUGCUCCAUCAGUCUUUGCUAUCAGAAGCAAAGUCUUUUGUAGAACAAAACAGGAAGCUGUUCAGUGAGAGGAAAAAAUAUCACCAACAGAGCACUCAAAGGCAUGUACUGAGAAGCAGUGGCUCUGCAAACUCACUCCCCCCCUCAGUGCCUGAGCCUACCACGCGAGGAGAAACACUUGUUCUCCACACUGAUAUUUUCCUUUACCUGAAACACAGGUGCCGAAUUUAUGACGAUACGUUAAAAAAAUCUCGUGUUCUCUGUCAGGAGAGAGUUGAUGGCGAAAUUACCACAAUUUAUAUAAAAAGCAGGGGAUCUGGUACUCGGCCAAACAAUGAAAAAUAUGUGAAAGAGCUCAUUGAGCAGUUUUCACAUAAUCUUCUUGUUAACCUUAGAAAAGAGACAUUUGUUUUGGCAGGAAAGGAAAAUAGUGAGAGAAAAAAUAUUCGGUUGGCGUGUGAACAACUAUUUUCUAAGUACCCUCAGAUUCUGGUUAAUGUUUACAAAACACACAUUGACAUUAUUGGGCCUUCUCCUGACACUUAUUUAUUUAAGAGACAUGUUGCAGAAUUAAUAGGGCACAGGGUUAGAUAA
This is a messenger RNA of Sorex fumeus (smoky shrew), 1141 nucleotides long. RefSeq names its product RNA binding motif protein 43 (gene RBM43). The record is from RefSeq and is a predicted model, not a curated record. The coding region runs from base 14 to 1141 and encodes 375 amino acids. NCBI's taxonomy places the organism in Eukaryota, Metazoa, Chordata, Mammalia, Eulipotyphla, Soricidae. The transcript is spliced from 4 exons.